Ylistrum balloti is the source of this 685-nucleotide messenger RNA. RefSeq names its product multifunctional methyltransferase subunit TRM112-like protein. Bases 17 to 391 code for a protein of 124 amino acids. The transcript is spliced from 4 exons. Gene Ontology annotation, biological process: tRNA methylation; peptidyl-glutamine methylation; rRNA (guanine-N7)-methylation. Lineage: Eukaryota; Metazoa; Mollusca; Bivalvia; Pectinida; Pectinidae. The record is from RefSeq and is a predicted model, not a curated record. Gene Ontology annotation, molecular function: protein heterodimerization activity.
AGUGAGAAACAGCAAGAUGAAGCUUAUCACUCAUAAUAUGCUGACUUCCAACAUAAUAAAGAACACAACGAAUGGAUACCCAUUGAAAAUUGUAGCCAGUCAAAUUGAGAUAAAAACAGUUGACUUCAACCCAGAAUUUAUCACACGGAUGUUACCGAAAAUGGAUUGGCCAGCCCUUCAUCAAGCUGCACAGUCAGUCGGCCAUGGAGAGGGCUUGCCAGAGACACUCAAAGAGAAUUACGAAGAGGAUGAGGAGUUACUUAAAAAAGUGCACCAUGUCAUGAUGCAGGUUGAAGUGAUUGAAGGAAAUCUAGUAUGUCCAGAAUCUGGCCGUCAGUUCCCAAUCAGUUCUGGAAUUCCAAACAUGUUACUGAACGAAGAUGAAGUUUGAAUAUUUGACAGAAUGAAUUACACACAACAAAUCAUUUCACCAAUCUAGGAAAUGUAGAAUACAUUUAUAUCUGUUUUGCAGGCAUCACAAAUUGUGAAAUCAAGUCUACUGGUAUCUCAAGUAUCCAACUUUUACCAAUACAUUUAUUAUGUAUCAUUGGUAACUUAAACUCUGUAUGUCAACACAGUCUGAUACUUAAUAUGUCAUUGUUUACUGAUACAUUGUAUGUCAAUGUUUACUGUUACAUUGUAUGUCAAUGUUUACUGAUACAUUGUAUGUCAGUGUUUACUGAUA